Molecule: messenger RNA, 1071 nt
Organism: Penicillium riverlandense
Lineage: Eukaryota; Fungi; Ascomycota; Eurotiomycetes; Eurotiales; Aspergillaceae
Product: NAD-dependent epimerase/dehydratase family protein
Exons: 8
Coding region: 1-1071 (356 amino acids)
Source: RefSeq, a predicted model, not a curated record
AUGAAUACGGAUAUCCUCGUCACUGGAGCAGGCGGCUACAUUGGAGGCUCCAUCGUCGCCGAUUUCGCAAGCCACAGAGGCGGCUUGCUCGAGACAGCUAAGAUCCAUGCUGCAGUCCGUUCAAAGGAACAAGCUCGGAGCUUGUCGAAGCUCGACGUGAGUGUGCUCCAGGUAGAUCUCAGUGAUCAAGAAGCUUUGAGUGGAUAUGUGCUUCGCAAUGACAUCGGGAUAAUUAUCCAUACCGCGACUUCUAUAGAUGCCCAGGUAGCGCUCAAUCUCAUUACGGCUCUGCGAAGGCGCCGCGAGACUAGCGGGAAAGAGACGUUCUUUGUUCAUACGUCUGGGCUAUCUGCAUUCGACGCGAACACUGGCUGGCCAUUUGGAGAAGUGAAAGAUAGUGACCCAGUAUUCGACCUUGAGAAACAAUCUGCGGAUUCGUAUAUCGUCAGACAGGUCGAUGUAUUUAUAGCUGAACAAACCAAAGCAGCCGGUCUAACAGGUGUAAUUGUCAUGCCACCAACGCUUCAUGGACGAGGCACCGGCACCUGGAACCAGCUCUCACCGCAAAUCCCGGCCCUCGUCAAAGCUAGCCUCAAGCAUAAGCAGGUUUACAAGUUUUCUGAGAACAGAGAAGUCAUAUUAACCCACAUAUCCGACCUAACGACCUUCUACGCCCAGCUCAUGGAAGCAAUCCUCCAAAGGAAACAAUUACCCACAGGCGAGCAAGGCUACUACUUCACAGUCUCACACGCCGUAGCCUGGUGGGAUAUUUUGGAUCGUCUAGCGGUGGCGAUGCACGCGCGUGGUCUUGUGAACGAACCGACCACAAAAGUAUGGCCGAGCGACGAGGUAGCGGCAGAGUCACUGGGCGUUCCAAUCAAGUUUGCACAUAGCAUGUGGAAUUCUAGCCCGAAAGUGGUGUGCGUGAACAAAGACAAGAUUGGCUGGCAGCCAACCUGGAGUAGAGAAAGGCUAGUGGAAAGCCUAGAUGAGGAGAUUGAUGAUUUUCUCGAGCUGGGUAUGCCGAAGAGUAGCCUCUUGGAUUCCCUGAAGCCUGGAUCAAGAGGUUGA